Messenger RNA from Drosophila ficusphila, 818 nucleotides. RefSeq lists its product as uncharacterized. The transcript is spliced from 2 exons. The record is from RefSeq and is a predicted model, not a curated record. The coding region runs from base 129 to 560 and encodes 143 amino acids. NCBI's taxonomy places the organism in Eukaryota, Metazoa, Arthropoda, Insecta, Diptera, Drosophilidae.
AACUGCCAAGGCCUAAAACAUCUGGUCGGCAGUACACUUCAUUCCAACGCCAUCACCCCAACCGUUAACAACUACUAAAAAUAAAGAUUUGUUUAAACUUAGCCGCUUUUUAGCCUUAUCAGUGCAACAUGAGUGAAGAAGAGGCACCCGCUGGAGGUGAGGAGUCUCCUGGAGGUGAGGCGGCAGCCCCCCCACCAGAAGCAACCACUCCUGAGCCCGUUGACACCACCACCGCUGGGGCCCGGAUGUUGAUGCACCACCCGUGGAUGACCGCUGCCGCAGUGGCCCUUUAUGCCACCAGGGUCAUGUGGGUCAAGUUCCGGGAACUCGGUCUGGCGAAACAGAAAAAGCGGCUCAAGGACCAGCAGGCCAAGUCGAAGUCUCUGAAGGACGACGUAGAAGACGUCUCCGACACUGAUGAAGACGACGAGGAGGACGACGAUGAGCCCGCUGGUCAAAGCAUUGAAGAAGUCAAUGUUGGAAUGCUGCCCAAUCCGGCGUUAAUUGACGAUCUGGACAUGAGCCACCGGCGCAUAGAAGUACCGAUCGCUAACAUUUGAUGCUCGAACCGGGGAUGAAGGACCUAGUACACUACACAAUCACAAACACACAGAACAAGGACACAUUCUUGUUGUAAUGCUUGCGAUUAAGGGGAGGAUUCUUAAGCAACGUUGGAAUUCAAACACCAUUUAGGGGGCCACAAAUUGUUCGUUUUAAUGCAUUUUUCAAAAUUCUUGUAAAUCAUUUCGGUACUUUAAUCAAGUUUUAUAUUUUGCAUUUCAAUUCUACGGUGUAUAAUAAAGCUAAAUUAUAUGGAA